GCGCUCAUUGGCUGUUUGCUGAGUCGCGUCUUCGUCAUCGUCAUUACUAUGCGCUGCGCAUCAGCUCGCGGAGCUCCGUAUCAGAGUCUAUCACAAGGACCUCUCGCCAUUCACACAGUUUUCUAUCGUUAGAUUGACCUUCCAAUGCGGACUUCACGAGUGUCUCGCGACACGUCCCGUAUCGUCGCCGCAAGCCGCACCCAACGAGCGCUACGCCAGACCCGAAGCGCGACCAAUGCGCAGACCCCUAUCAAACGAGAGACAGCAGACUCAGCCUCCGAUGGAGAGGCGCGACGAGUGCCUAUGAAGAGGAAAAGGGGUCAAGAUACUCCUAUCGUCGUGAAGCAGGAGGUAGAGGAAACAACGAUCGCUGGAAUCGCAUCGCCGAAGAAAAGCGAAAAGGUCAAAAAAGCCCGACGCGCGCCUGCGAAGAAGAUUAAGGGCAACGAUGGGUCUGUGAAGAUGGAGCCGCCACCCAAUUGGGAGGAGAUAUACACCCUGACGAGAGAAAUGCGGAAUGAGAAUGUCGCGCCGGUAGACACUAUGGGGUGCGAGAGUCUGGCGGAGAAGAACAGGUCUCCUCGAGAUCGACGAUUUCAGACACUUAUAGCCUUGAUGUUGAGUAGUCAGACGAAAGACACCGUCACAGCGCCCGUCAUGCGAGGCAUGCAGGAGAAAAUGCCUGGCGGUUUCAAUCUUGAAUCUGUCCUGGCACUAGAGCCGCCUGCGCUCAACGCUUUCAUCAACAAAGUGGGUUUCCACAACCUCAAGACCAAGUACAUCAAGCAAACUGCGGAGAUUCUACGGGACAAGUGGAAUAGCGAUAUUCCAGACACAAUCGAGGGACUUGUGUCACUACCUGGUGUCGGGCCUAAGAUGGGAUACCUCACUUUGAGUGCAGCUUGGGGCCGGCAUGAAGGUAUUGGAGUCGACGUCCACGUCCACCGCAUUACCAACUUAUGGGGCUGGCAUAAGACUCAGAAUCCAGAACAAACACGUGCCGCUCUGGAGUCAUGGCUGCCAAAAGACAAAUGGCAUGAUAUAAACAAUCUGCUUGUGGGCUUUGGACAGACUAUAUGCUUACCUGUGGGCAGAAAGUGUGGUGACUGCAAGUUGGCAGAUAGAGGCCUAUGUCCCUCAGCAGUGGUAGCUAAGAAGACGAAAGUGAAGAAGGAAGAAGCCGUUGUGAAAGUCGAGGCACCCAAUGGCGACGAAGAGGCAGCAGUGAAGGAAGAGACGGUGGUUGCUGAUGUUGGUGAGAUCAAAGCUGAAGAUGUGGAGGGUGCGAUAGACAUAGAGGAUAUUGGGCAACCGCCACGCAAAAGGGCACAGAGGAAGAAGUAAAAUAUGACUAGGCAUAUUCGAACACAGUCUCAUGUUUUAUCGCGUCAACUUGGUAUUCCGACAGCGGAAGGCGGACCCUGCCGUCAUGCAGACCGCAUCGCGCCUUCCAGUCUUCACCAGACAACAGAAUAUCACCGAGCUUCCAUCGCCAUCUCCUGCAUGUACUCAUCAAGACUGAUCUGAAAUCACUACUCACUGUCCUACUUUCGCGUCACGA
Messenger RNA from Alternaria alternata, 1561 nucleotides. RefSeq names its product DNA glycosylase. The transcript is spliced from 4 exons. Lineage: Eukaryota; Fungi; Ascomycota; Dothideomycetes; Pleosporales; Pleosporaceae. The coding region runs from base 145 to 1344 and encodes 399 amino acids. The record is from RefSeq and is a predicted model, not a curated record. Gene Ontology annotation, biological process: nucleotide-excision repair; base-excision repair, AP site formation; base-excision repair. Gene Ontology annotation, molecular function: oxidized pyrimidine nucleobase lesion DNA N-glycosylase activity; DNA binding; DNA-(apurinic or apyrimidinic site) endonuclease activity. Gene Ontology annotation, cellular component: nucleus.